Messenger RNA from Acomys russatus (golden spiny mouse), 1848 nucleotides. It is a transcript of the gene Gckr, whose product is annotated as glucokinase regulator. Gene Ontology annotation, biological process: carbohydrate derivative metabolic process; response to fructose; negative regulation of glucokinase activity. Gene Ontology annotation, cellular component: cytosol; nucleoplasm; mitochondrion. The record is from RefSeq and is a predicted model, not a curated record. Gene Ontology annotation, molecular function: fructose-6-phosphate binding; carbohydrate binding; enzyme binding. Lineage: Eukaryota; Metazoa; Chordata; Mammalia; Rodentia; Muridae.
AUGGAGACCCCUGAGCCUGGAGAAUAGGAGUUGUCAGGGUAUGAGGCAGCUGUGCCCAUCACAGAGAAGUCCAACCCACUGACCCGGAACUUGGACAAGGCAGAUGCAGAGAAAAUUGUUCACUUGCUGGGACAGUGUGAUGCUGAGAUAUUCCAGGAGGAGGGGAAAGUCAUGCCCACCUACCAGAGACUGUACAGCAGGUCAGUUCUGACCACCAUGUUGCAAGUGGCUGGCAAAGUCCAGGAAGUUCUGAAGAAACCCUGAAGGGGCCUGGUAGUGCUGAGUGGAGGGGGGACCUCUGGCCGGAUGGCAUUCCUCAAGUCUGUCUCUUUUAACCAGCUGAUGAAAGGUCUAGGACAAAAACCUCUUUUCAUGCACCUCAUUGCAGGAGGUGACAGGUCUGCUGUGGCCUCUCAGGAAGGGACAGAAGAUAGCGCCCUACAUGGGAUUGAGGAGCUGAAGAAGGUGGCUGCUGGGAAGAAGAGAGUGAUUGUCAUAGGCAUUUUUGUGGGAUUCUCUGCACCCUGAGUGGCAGGCCAGACGGACUCCUGCAUGGAUAACAUGGCUAUCUUCUUGCCAGUCCUGGUUGGCUUCAAUCCCAUGAGCAUGGUCAGAAACGACCCUAUUGGAGACUGGAGAUCGGCAUUCCAGCAAGUAGCCAAGCGGACGCAAAAGAUUCAAGAGAAACAGAAAACGUUUGUGCUCAAUGCAGCUGCUGGGCCUGAGGGGCUCAGUGGCUCCUCCCAGAUGAAAGGUGGAAGUGCCACCAAGAUUCUGCUGGAAACCCUGCUACUGGCGGCCCAUAAGACUGUGGACCGGAGGGGGGGCGGUCUAUCUAGUACAUUUUCUCCUAGAUGCCUUCUGGAAAUCCUUCAGACAUUCGAGAGGACUCAUCAGGUGACCUACAGUCAGAGUUCCAAAAUUGCCACUCUAAUGAAAUGUGUCAGCACCAGCCUGGAGAAGAAAGGCCAGGUGCACUUGGUCGGCGGGCAGACCCUCGGCAUCAUUGCCAUCAUGGAUGGAGUAGAAUGCAUCCACGCCUUUGGUGCAGAUUUCUGAGAUGUCUGUGGCUUUCUCAUUGGUGACCACAAUGGCAUGUUUAAUGAGAAAGCAGAGCUCGUGGACCAGGGUCCCCAGUUCACCUUCUCCCAGGAUGACUUCCUGACUUCCAUCCUGCCAUCCCUCUCAGAAAUUGACACUGUGGUCUUCAUUUUCACCCUGGAUGUUGACCUCACAGAAGUACAGGUGCUGGUGGAGCAGGUGAGAGAGAAGAGCUCCAACAUCCAGGCCCUGGUGCACAGCUCUGUGGGACAGUCCUUGCCAGCCCCUCUAAGGAAACUCUUUCCUGCCAUCAUCAGCAUCACCUGGCCGCUUCUUUUCUUUGACUAUGAAAGGAGCUACAUCCAGAAGUUCCAGCGUGAGCUAAGCACCAAGUAGGUGUUGAACACAGUGAGCACUGGGGCCCACCUGCUGCUGGGGAAGGUCCUACAGAACCACAUGCUGGACCUCCACAUCGCCAACUCCAAGCUCUUUUGGAGGGCACUGGCCAUGUUGCAGCGGUUCUCUGGACAGUCCGAGGCUCGCUGCAUCGAGAGCCUCCUCCAGCAAGCACUGUCGGAUGAUGUCCGGGCUGCGCCCGUCUCCUGCCAUGUCCAGGUUGCCCACAAGAAGGAAAAGGUGAUCCCCACAGCCUUGCUGAGCCUCCUGCUCUGGUGCUCCACCACAGAGGCUAAGGGUCGCCUGGCUGCAGCUUCUUCAGUCUGUGAGGUUGUCAGGAGCGCCCUCUCUGGGCAGGAUCAGAAGCGCAGCACCGAUCCCAUGAAGACCCUACAGCCUGUGUUGCAGUGA